Messenger RNA from Drosophila yakuba, 1420 nucleotides. RefSeq lists its product as uncharacterized. The record is from RefSeq and is a predicted model, not a curated record. NCBI's taxonomy places the organism in Eukaryota, Metazoa, Arthropoda, Insecta, Diptera, Drosophilidae. The transcript has a single exon. The coding region runs from base 1007 to 1294 and encodes 95 amino acids.
UGAAGACUCUCCUUCGCACUUUCACUAGCUGAGUAACGGGUAUCAGAUAGUCGGGGAACUCGACUAUAACGUUCUCUCUUGUCUUAUACCUGUGUACUUAAUGCAAUGAUGUCCUAAAGCAAUCAUUUUAUUUGGCAUGCAACAUUUCGCACUUUCAUUAGUCAAAGUCAAAGUCGAAUAUUUCUGAGGGGCUUUUCAUCGAGUUUUGCCUUAUUUUAUUAAAGCAGCAGGACAAUAAAGAAAAGUAGACACAUUUGCACAGAGUAACUUUUUUAAACGUUUAUUUUACUUACGAGCUGCGUAGCUUAAUUGUAUAUUUUUCUUUCGAUUAGUGUGCCAAAUGAUAUGUAUCUCUGUUCAGAUUUCCACACACAGAUAUCACAGAUUUUCCACAGUUUUCUGCUGAAUUUCAAUUUGCAACCGGGCCAAAUGCAGUGUGAUUUCGUUAUAUGUAUGUAUACACCGGUGUAUACAGUGGUGCCUGGCUUUAAGGGACGCUAAACAAUGAGUGGAUCGUGCCUUUUCCAGGGCAAGACUGCUUAUCAUAAAUGACAAAUCUCGAAGUGAAUGCGAAUGCUAAACGACCAACAACUAAAUGGGAAAUGACAAUGGCAAUGGCUGGCUGGCGCUCCAAUUUUCCUGCAUUUGGUGUAAAUGUAAAUGUAAACGAUAUAAUCGCCCGUCUCCAUCUUCUUUGGCCAUGGAGUGGGUGGGGUCCUGGGAAAGUGGCCACCCAAAAGGGGUAGCCAAAUGGAAAACAGCUAACCGUAGAAGUCCAAAUGAAAUCUGAAACUUAUUUCAGCAAGGAAGGGCGAUUCCUAAAGUGCAGUGUAUAAAGUUUAUACAAUAAACUAAAGGUCCAUAUAUUUUGUUUACUCUUAUUGAGUUAUAUAGGUUAUAAUUAUAAAAUCUAGAGACCUAGUAAACAUUACUCACCAGAUAGAUUCCACAGAUUGGACUAUUUGCACCAAGCAUUUGCCCAGGAGUCUAAGAUUUGGAUGUGGUAAUGGCUCGUUACCUCUACGCUGACCACAUUUUGGAGGCCUUCAACGUGUUCCAUCGACCACUCCACCUGGACGAGGUGGCCACCUAUGUGGCCGAGAUGGAGGCCAAGACCGUUGACGAGGUGCGCCUGGCGGUGGACAACACGCUCACCGCCGGCUGGAUGCACGGAUUCCUGGCCACGAAGGAGGGCCUCUUCACGCUGGUCUGCGGCUACUGGGAUGAAACCCAGCCGAUUGGUGGCAGGAAGGGGAAACACCACACUGCGCAAGCCAUGCUAAGGAGUUCUUAGUGCAUCUUUUGGAGCUGGAGCUGGAGCUGGAAUCUUGUCGGUCUGCCAUGGGAGGUUGGGAAAAACGAGGGGCAUCCACAAAACUGGGCGCAAAAUUGUUCUGCAAAUAAAGUGUAAUGCCACAAA